AGCUAAUCAACCUUUCAUAAAUAUUAAUUAGCCCUAAUUUAUUAUCAUUUUAAAGCAACAAUGGGUACAUCAAGGCCUAGAAAAUUUAAAUACAAAUUGGUGUCUCACUGAAAUUAUUAUCAUUGACGAUUCUCAUUGGUAAACCUCUUUGAAGAUUAAAAAAGUCAGUGCAAAAAAUAGGCAUUUAAGUGGAAUGACGAAGCGUUAUUGUUUGGACGUUUGACACCAGGCAAAAUCCUUUUUAGUAGUAUAAGCAAACCGAGGAUUUCUCUUUCCUCCGUCCCGCUGGUCCUUGAAUCCUUUGAUAGUUUGAUAUUUUACAUUGUAUCAAAAUUAAGAAAGGUUUCAUCAACCGUCACGUCAAAACACGAAAACAAAACUCAUGGGAUCAACUGUGGUGGAAGAAGUUGAAAUAUCAGUUCCUUGGGGCCAUAUUUCGGGUAUGCUGUUUAUAUUUGAUGUCUUUACUUUCAUAAAAACAGAGAAAAAUCGCCGGAUAACAAAAUUGUUUUUAGGUAAAGCAUGGAAAAACAAAGGACUUCCUGGCAUAGCGCUUCAUGGGUUACAAGACAAUGCGGGCACUUUUGACAGGCUGAUGCCCCUUUUGAGCCCGAUGAUUUCAUGGGUCUGCAUCGAUUUCCCAGGCCACGGGAAAUCGUCUCAUAUGCCGAUGGGGCAGCCGCUUGAGUUCAUGCACCUGGUCUAUUCCGUCAAGAGAGUCGUUGAUCAUUUUAACUGGGAUAGGUUUUACUUAAUGGGCCACAGCCUUGGCGCCCAAGUGGCACUGUUUUUCUCAUCGAUUUUUCCAGAACGUAUGAUCGAGGUGGUUUUAAUUGAUGGAGCCAUACCUGUGGUUGUGGAGGAAAGUAUGUCUGCGAACCACUUGAGGAACACUUAUGAACGUUUGGAAGGAAUGGAACGCUCUCUAAAGAAUAAGACACCUCCUUCUUAUACUUAUGAAGCUGCUGUAGAUAGAUUAAUGUCUAACAGGCCGUCAAAGUUGACCAGAGAAUCUGCAGAAGCUUUGAUCAAAAGAUCCCUCAAACCUUCUGGCGAUGGGUUCAUGUUUUCUUCGGAUCAAAGGCUUAAACUGUUUUUAAGGCCUCUUAUUUCUUUAAAACAAAUGUUGAACAUUGUCGGAAGGGUUAAGUGCCGUAUUUUGUUAAUUAUUGCAAUGGACUCUUAUGCAAAUGUAAAAUCCUCUGCUAACAAACUCCUACACCAUACCAACAUCAUCAAACUUCUAAGCACUGCAACAGAUUUCAACUUUGUAUUUGUAGAGGGAAAUCAUGACAUCCAUUUAAACAAUGCUCCACUUAUUGCUGAGCAUGUUAAUAACUUUUAUAAUAUAAAAAGUUUAUUAUAGUUUUUAAUUCACCAACUGCAAGUUUUUGUUAUAGCACUUUGUUUUGUAAAAUUUUUUCUCUCACAUUGUCUGUGAUACUUUAUAGAAACUCUUACAAGGCCAUGGGUAUGAUAUGAGUUUCAAGCAGUGGGCAGCAAGCAUUGGAGUUGUAGAGUGAAAGUGCGGUCUCAGACACCACGUUGAUGUCCAUUGAAUGAACACUAUUUUUUUUGGGGGGGGGCCUUAAAACUACAAAAAUACUUAGUAAUCAUAAUUGACUGUAAUAAUGUUCAGUAUGCUUUUUAAUCUAUGGUCUUGGUUGAGAUGAAAGAGCUAGUGUCAUGAGUGGGAUUCGAACCAAUGAUGGAGUUCUUACUUCCGUAACAACUUCCUUUAGCCACUUAAUAAAUCAUCUUAGAACUUAAUAAAAUUAAAAUUAAUUAAUGUAAUUUUAUUGUUAGGAGUUAGAAAAACAAUUUUUUUCAAAGUCGUGCCUCUAACGUGUUGGGACCUUUACGACUAAGUGAUAGUGACGGAAAUCAUCCAGUGUUGUUUUGAACACCAGGAUCGUGAGCUGAGGUGGCAAAGGCUGUGACACAGUGACAAACUGUUGGGGGUGGACAGGCUCAGGCACAAUGAACGAGAGGAGAGAGACAAUAGAGAAGAAAUGAAAAAACAAGGUUUAUCUUUUUUUCUGUAUGGAAAACUGACAUUUCCCAUCCCGGAAUGUAGAUCCACAUAUGAGUAUGAGCUCAGAGGAUGGACGAUGAGGCAAGGCUCUCUGUCGAGGUCCAGUUGUUGGAAACUGGUCAUUUUUUUGUUUUCUUUCAUCAUUGACUUUGAGAAUUUGUAAACUUCUAAGCAAUAGAAAGUUUGCUUGCAAGGCCUCUGCGUAAUAUUUUGUUUUAUAAAUUAAAUAAUAAUAAGCAUUUUGUUUUGGUUCAAUUUAUAUUGUUUUGUAUUGUGAUUCUGAAUUUUGGGAAUGUAAGUUCAUGGUGUUUAUAAAGAGUUAAAUAUGGUAAACAGUCAAACUUGUAACAAGGCAUUUCUUAAACUUAGGGGAACUGUCUUCGAUUUUGGGCUAGAAAGUUUGUUGUUCGAGCAUGUGUUCACUCACCAUGCUGCUUUUUAUUUUUUUUUAUUGUAUUUUUGUUUUGUCUCUGCUUCUCUGAAGGGGUUCACUAUUUUCUCCUGAUAAAAUAGUGUAGCACCCGAUUAACGUGUUCAUUUCCUUGGAAUCCCCCCUUCACCGCUGAUCAUCAGGAAGGAAUUGUUUACCAGAAAUGUCGAGGUCCAUCAGUUUUUUCUUCCCCAUUAUUUCCAAGAGCUUUAGCGAAGUAUUCUAGCAGGGGCAGAAAAGAGGAAGUUUAAGUUGUUGGUAACUUGUUUUGUUUUUUACUUCAAUGCUUGACUCUCGUAUUGUACCUGUGGCCUUAGUUAAUUAUCACUUAAUUAUUAAUUCAUUAAUUGCAAUGUUUGCUUUAAUCGGGUAUUUUAAUAGGGAAUAGAGGUGCAUGGAAUAUGAUAGCCCUUUUAAUCUUUCUAUUUUAUUGAAUCAUACAUAAAUAAAUACAUUUUAUUACUCAGUGAAGCAACAAAUAUGUUUAAAAUAUCAACAUAAUCAUAAAUACACUUUUUAAUGAAUAAAUAAAUUUUAUUUUGAAAAACAGAUUUAUAAAUAAAUAUUUAUAAAUGAUUUGAUAAAACUUAAAAAUUAAUAUAAAAUGUAAAAAAAAAUUGUAAUUUUUUGGAGCAAAAGUAUGUUUAUCAUGCCUUAUUACCUAGGACCAGCAGUUGUUUCAUUUCUGUUUAGUUUAUUUAUUUUUAUAUCAAGCAUUAAUCAGCACUAAAUUUAUGUAAACAUUGAAAACAAAUAUUUUCCCCCUACUAUUUUAUUCUUUUCACAUGUAAUUGUAUAUACAAAGGGAUAUUUACAAUAGAGCAUUAAUGAGAAAUCUAAUGAUCUUGGAGACAAAAUAUCAAAAUAAUAAAAAAUAAAUUGUUAAUUUUGAUAUUUUUCGUUUAGAACGUUCAUAAGAUUAAAAAGCACUACUGGUACAUGUUAUCAGAGUAGCUUA
Molecule: messenger RNA, 3423 nt
Organism: Cimex lectularius (bed bug)
Lineage: Eukaryota; Metazoa; Arthropoda; Insecta; Hemiptera; Cimicidae
Product: serine hydrolase-like protein
Exons: 2
Coding region: 383-1366 (327 amino acids)
Source: RefSeq, a predicted model, not a curated record